Molecule: messenger RNA, 1332 nt
Organism: Pleurotus ostreatus (oyster mushroom)
Lineage: Eukaryota; Fungi; Basidiomycota; Agaricomycetes; Agaricales; Pleurotaceae
Exons: 8
Coding region: 1-1332 (443 amino acids)
Biological process (GO): protein phosphorylation
Molecular function (GO): protein kinase activity; ATP binding
Source: RefSeq, a predicted model, not a curated record
AUGGCCGAAAUCAGGAGUCUUUCAGUUUGCAUAGAGGCGGUGUUGCAGAGGGACCCUACCUUUUUGGAGCACAAGGUGGAAAAGUCAGUGAAGACCAGCACUCAUACAUCGCAGGCAUCUGAGGUUCUCGCCGAAAAUGUCGAAAUGGAACACCUCGAUAUCCUGGAGCGUCUGCGAAGACGCUAUACCCAUACCAUAGGAUCGCUUGUAUUGGAUUUUGUCCCGGUGACAGCGCAGGGUCAAUUGUACUUUAAUUCAGCCACAUUGAUUUUCCAGGAUACUGAGGGUCUCAAUAUCAACGAGGUCAAUGAAAGUCACAUCAACAGCGCCCACCAAGCAAGGCUCCAGAUUGUGUUGCGGACGACUCGCUCGAUCGUAUACGAAUUGGCUGCUAGGAAUAAGGAAGAGGGAGCGGAGAUCAACCUGGAGGAGGUUAAAAGAAUGCUAAAAAAACUGGAAAUCAGGAUGAAAGGAAGGCUAACAAACGGUAUUUUCUCAGUAUUUCCAGACGAAGGCCUGACGCUCCGGUCGGACGAGGCUUCAAUUGAGGAGCUAUGCCUAAUGACUCUGGAGGACAAGACUAGUAAAGGGCUGGGGCAGGUCAUCGACUUUGAUGGGGUACAAGAGGGCGAUGUGCCCAAUUCGACCACCCUGCACGCCAUGAAGCAGGUUUAUACGCAGGUCGCCCUCUCAAAUGGCAGCCUCGGCCUGAUGACAGGGUUACGAAACGGCACCUGGGUCUACGGACACAACGAAGAGCCAAGGAGUGGAAAUCACAAAAGGAUCCUAUAUGCGACGAAGAACCUGACUAUGGAAGGACUUGGUGAUGCCGAGCGGCUGAAAGUCCUUCUUGAGGCGGAGAUAUUGUGUUUCUUCUGGCGGCUCCCCCUUUUGCUUAAGACAGGCCAAGAACUUGGUCAAGGUGCACAUGGCGCGGUCAAAACCAUCCGUGGCAUGAAUCUUGUUGUCAAAAUCGGGAGCGCAGAUGUUAUCAGACAUGAAGCUUCUUUCUAUCUACGAGCCCGCCCCCAUCGCAACCUGCCCAUGGUUGCUGACUUCGGCGCAUUCGACAUCGAUGGUUCAAACGGGUGCGCCCUUGUACUGGAGCUUGCUAGGCCUGUGGAUGACGCUUCCGUGGACCCAUACGAAAUUUCCAAGGCCGUAGAUGACCUCAACACUCGACUUCGUAUUCACCAUCACGAUAUAUCCCUUGCAAAUAUGGUGAGAGGUAUCGCCGAUGGGAAGCUCAAGAUUAUCGAUUUUGCGGAGGCUGUGGAUGCAGAGGACUGCGAUAAAAACUGUGACCGCGAUUAUAUCAAAGUAGGGGCCUAA